Molecule: messenger RNA, 711 nt
Organism: Rotaria socialis
Lineage: Eukaryota; Metazoa; Rotifera; Eurotatoria; Philodinida; Philodinidae
Source: the annotation of a GenBank genome assembly
AUGGUAAAACCACAUUCAAUAGGUACUGCCAUAGUAUGUACUCUAACAAUUCUUACUGGUAUUACUCUAUUGAUCACCGCAUCCGUUUGCACCAGUGACAUUCAUUUUAUUCGGGAUGGAUGGGAUGAGAUCUAUUCAUUAUCAAUUUAUAGUAUUGUCAUUGGUGGCUUGGCUGCCAUUCUUACUAUUGGGUUUUUAUAUGUUGUGACUCGUCAAUUUCCAGCACUAACAAUACUCUUUUCUAUUUUGAUUCUUCUUAUUUUGAUUCUUGCCAUUGUAUGCAUAGUUAUGCUUGCAGUAGCUCUCGGUGAUCUUAAAGAGGAUUCAUUUAUAUAUAUUGGCAGUCUUACGCUUAAUUACGCAAAUUCAAAUACAAGUAUCAGUUCGAAGAACCUAUUGGGAACAAUCCAGCAAUCACUUAGAUGUUGUGGUACCGUAGAAGCAGCUGAUUGGGCAGCAAUAUAUUCUGAUGGAAAAAGUACUCCUGACACAUGUUGUCAAGCAAUGGCUCCAGGUUGUGGUAACUACUCUCUUAGUUUGAACAGUACAAUAUUUCUUCGUGGCUGCGCUAAUUCACUAUAUUCGUAUAUUCGCGAAGAUGUCAUUGCAAUUAUUUUUCUCAAUACUAUUCUUGCAACAUUAAUAGCAAUUAGUGCUAUAUUUGGAUUUAUUACUGAACGUUAUAUUCGACGUCAAUAUGAAUUGAUGUGA